Molecule: messenger RNA, 4625 nt
Organism: Brassica napus (rape)
Lineage: Eukaryota; Viridiplantae; Streptophyta; Magnoliopsida; Brassicales; Brassicaceae
Product: chaperone protein dnaJ 10-like
Exons: 9
Coding region: 3057-4025 (322 amino acids)
Source: RefSeq, a predicted model, not a curated record
CUCUGAACAUGGGAGACAGAAACUAAACAAUACUACUAAUCAAUCUUUCCCAAGUCAAGUCUUUUUUAACUCACAACUUGUUAUCUAUGAUACAUUUUUUAUGCCCUCCAACUUCAUUCAUCAAGUUGCUUACAGUCUUAUAUUCUGAUUCUUUAAGAUUUAAAUUUGAUCGUUAACAAGUGUCACCUAUCAACGAUCCAUACACAAAGCAGCAUCAUGCGCCACCUUGAUCUGCGCAGGAGAUAUUCACACUCUAGUGUUAAAGACCACCAUUACAAUCCGCCGGAAAAAGCUAUAAAUGGAGGAGGAAGAGCCAAAGAAAGGGGACCCGAAUUCUUCCAUAGCUAAGCUAUAUUCUCUUGAUAUUCACACUCCACUGUUGUCAAGUACCCUUUGUACUCAUUGUUAAAUCAUCAAUAAAACAUCAAUUUUCCAUUGUUGAUUAGAGCCUAGUCUUUCUUUUUAUAUCUUACUAGUCGACCAAGUUUUCCCAAUCGUAAGACCUGUUUCUGAGUGAAUUUUAGGAUUCAUCCAAUUAAAAAAAAAAAAACAAUUUGGUUGCGGUCGCACAAUUAACACCUCUAUUCUUAUUCUUAAAAGCAUGAACCAUCCAGUGAUAGUUUCGUGUCCAUAUAGGGUUCCCACGCACGGAAACUAGGAUUCCGAUGAUGGAUCCAUGUAACUUAGUCAUGUAGUCUGUUUGAAAGAAAAACUCUAAACUCUAGUUGAAUCUUAUGUAAAAAAAGUUUUUUUUGAUGAAUACAAAUUCAACAUUCAUUCAAAAAUAAAAUAGACAGCCCAAAACCUUCAUUUUUGUUGUUGUUGUUGUAUAUAAGAGUCUCACUCUGUUUUGGAAAAAGACCAAAUCGUUCUCGAUUAGCCAACCAGAGAUCGAGUUUGCGCCUUCAUUUACACAUCAGAACGACCAGUGUUUCUCCUUUCCUCUCUUUUCUUAUGUCUCUAGAUUCAUGCAUGAUCUCGCGACUCUGUUUUUUUUUCUCCAGAUUGUUGAUUCCCUAAUUCUGGGUUUUAUUAAUUUAAAGAUCAGGAAUUUCGAUGAUUGUUGUCUUCUGUGUCACAAAGAAAAUUGCAAAUAAAAUCAUAAACAUAACCCCAGAUUAGGCAUAUAUACUAUUGUUGGUUGCUGAAUCGUCUAUAUAAUCUUUCUCAUAAAUCUAAUCAUCAUUUAUAUACUAAAGCACAAGUUGUCAAUAAAACUUUGACACAUGGUAUCAAUUUACAAAAACCAAAAAAAUAAUAGAUAAUUUUUUUCAUUCAUCUCCUAUUUAUCUACAAUUCAACUGUCUAUCCUAAUUUUUCUAAGAAUUUAAUCCCACGUUUUAGUCCACUUGUCUAUUACCAAGCUGCUUUUUGUCAAACUGCUUUCUUUUCUAUAUAACUUGAAAUCAUCGUCAAGUUAUUAUCAAUAAAUUUUUAAUACAUUUCUUUUGUGUUCAUUUUUUCAGAGUCUCACUUCACCGUACUUACAUUGUAUGAGAGCCCAAAUACCAAUUAUAUUCUGGUGGUGUCCGAGAUUAGAAAAGAAAUUAUCAGCAAAGAAGGUAAACAAAGUAUUUCUAAACUUCUUUUCUCUAUAAAUUGUUUUUCAUAGCUGGUUUUAUUUUUUGGUAUGAGUUUUCAUAUAUGUUCUUAUGACUUAUUUUUAGGAAAUCUCUAUUCCCUAUUUGUUACAGAUGGAGAAAACGUAUUUGAAACAAGAUAUUGUAAUGAUUAAUAAGAAACAAACACAGAAAUGGAAAAAAGGAAUAAAAGAAGUAGUCACUAAAAAUAUAUAAGGGUUUUUGAAGUUUAGAAGAUGAUGAACGUGUUUGAGAAAAAGGUAAAGAAAAAUCUCAAAUGUGUUUUUUUGUAACAUCAGAAUAUGGAUAUAUUUUUUUCAUAAUUGUUUCUUUCUGUUGGGUUUCUAAUAACUCUCAAACUAUCAACAAAGUAGGUAUAAAUUUUAAUAAUGUUUUGUUAUAGUUUAUAAUUAUAUCAUUGUUCUAUGAUCAAAAUUACAAAUUUAUGCUUUAUAUGGAAGAUUUAUCUACAUGAAAAAUACAAAGAAUAACGAAUGAAUCACAUAGAGUACUUUAAACUAUAUUUAUAUAUGUUGGUAUAUAUCUUAAAUUUUUAACAUAAAAUGUUCGCUAGCUAUAUAUAUCUAUUUCUCAAAAAUACAAGAUAUAUUGUUUUACCGUUUCCAAAUUUUUUUAGGGUGAAUGCAAAACCACCUCACAUGACAUUCAUAUCUAUAUUUAUAUAGUAUUUAAUUAUAAUAAUAGUUUAAUUUAUUAAUUAUAAAAUUACAAAUUUAUUAUUUAAUAAUUUGAAGUAUAAUUAUUUUGCCUCAUGCUUAGCAUGGGAAUAACACUAGUAUCAUAUAAAUCAGCGUAAAAAAAAACAUUUCUAUAUAGUGGUUUGGCAUUCGGUUUUACCUGGUUUACAUUUUAUCUUUACCAAAUUCUAACUGAAUGGUUUAGUGUAAACCAACCAUAAAUGCCCUGUAUUUCCUCUGUAUCUCAGUCUCACUCUAAUUGUGUACGAUAUAUAUGGACACGUUCACACGUUUCGAAUUUCAUCAUAACCGAAAAGCAUGUCCCUUUGCUGCUUCACAAGCAAACAGCGCAAAGCCUACAUUUUCUUUUCUUUUUUUUUGGUAAAAGCCUUCACAAUCUUACUCGUCUUAUUCUCGAUUCGCCUACUAGUUAUCGACACUGUGCUCCCAUUGACACAUCUGCACGACCGUCUUGAUUUCAUGUUUUGGUCUCUCACAAGGAAGGUAUGGUGAAGGAAAAUGAGUAUUAUGACAUCUUAUGCGUCAAAGCUGAUGCUUCAGAUGCUGACAUUAAAAAGGCUUACUACCUAAAAGCAAGGAAAGUUCAUCCAGACAAAAACCCUGGAGAUCCUCAGGCUCAGUGGCGGAGCCACGUUACGUACGAGGGGGGCAACUGCCCCCAGUGCUUUUUCAAAAUCCUGUGUAAAACAUGAGUAAUUUUUGUUAUGCCUCUGUGUUUAUAGCAAAUUUAUCCCUAGUUCUAUAAGUAAUUUUAGCUAUGCCCCCAACAAAAUAUUUUUCUACAUCCGCCCCUGCUCAGGCUGCUAAAAACUUUCAGGUAUUAGGCGAGGCUUAUCAGGUUUUGAGCAAUCCGGAAAAGCGAGCAGCUUAUGACAAAUAUGGCAAAGAAGGUGUCCAACAGGAUGCAAUGGUAGAUCCUGCAGCUGUAUUUGGUAUGCUUUUCGGAAGCGAAGUCUUUGAAGAAUAUAUUGGGCAGCUUGCACUUGCUUAUUUGGCAUCAAUCGAAGCUGACUUAGAAUCAUAUGAGCCUGACAUCAGAAAACAAAUUCUUCAAGACAAGAUCAAAGCUCUGCAGAAGGAGAGGGAAGACAAGCUCGCUGCUACGUUGAAAAACAAACUCGAGCCGUUUGUGGAAGGACGAACUGAUGAAUUUAUCGAAUGGGCAAACGAAGAGGCAAAGCGUCUUUCUUCUGCCGGUUUUGGGGAGGCAAUGAUGCAUACAAUAGGCUACAUUUACACAAGAAAAGCGGCUAAAGAAAUGGGGAAAGACAAACGAUAUAUGAAAGUGCCCUUCUUAGCGGAAUGGGUGCGAGACAAAAGCCACCAUAUGAAAUCUCAAGUCAUGGCUGCUUCUGGUACUGUUUCGUUGCUUCAGUUGCAGGGUGAAGUGAACAAGUUGAAUGAACACCAAGGUGAUAACCGAGAGGAGCAUAUUCAGAAAGCCAUUGAAGCUAAAAUGGAUGCUUUGCUUCAGUCUCUUUGGCAGAUCAAUGUUCUCGACAUCGAAUCCACUCUGUCUCAUGUCUGCCAAUCUGUGCUUAAAGACCCAAGUGUUACGAAGGAUGUUCUUCGAGGUCGAGCCACGGGACUGAGGAAACUUGGGACGAUCUUCCAGGUGGGCAAAAACAAAAGGGGUGAUAAGAAGCCAUACACCAGAGGAAGCAGCUUGCGUAAUGAAUCCGACGUGAAACAAGACACCGGAGGUUCUUCAAAGGCAAUGUCUUGAAACUAUGAUGAACUUCGCAAGAAAACAGAGAGAAACCGGAAUUGAAUUUUGCUGUUUCUUUUUAAUUUUUUUUUUUUUUUUGCUAUCGGUUCAAGUUGAAUUCAUCCUUUUCUGUUACUUUAUCAGAUUUGUAGAGAUUGUUACCUGAGUUAGAGAUGAUACAUCGAAGAGUAUUAUUAGAAGAGGAAAUUCUCUUGAAAGUUUAUGUAAUUUUAACCGUGGUGUGUUUCUCUCGCCUGAUUACUACAACCUAUUCCUAUUCUUCAAAGUAUAUGGCAAACAUCUCAAUGGGUUUUAUUGAAAUCCUACCUCUUUCACAAGGUGUUAAUGUCAUAUUUGUUACUGUUGAUAUAUUGAGUAAAUAUAGACAUUUUGUGGGCUUAAAGCACCUAGUGCAACUAUGUAGCUUUGAAGUAUUUAAGGGAAGUGGUUAGGCUACAUGGUAAUUAUCUUACUUCUAUAGUAUUAAAUAGAGACAAGAUAUUUUUUCAGUUCUUUUUGGAAAGAAUUGUUUAAGCAGUUUGGUAUGAAGCUGAAAUAUAGCACUGCUUUUCAUCCUUAGUCAGAUGGGCAAACGGAGGUACUCAAUCAUUGUCUUGA